Messenger RNA from Alexandromys fortis (reed vole), 4006 nucleotides. It is a transcript of the gene Rap2b, whose product is annotated as RAP2B, member of RAS oncogene family. NCBI's taxonomy places the organism in Eukaryota, Metazoa, Chordata, Mammalia, Rodentia, Cricetidae. The record is from RefSeq and is a predicted model, not a curated record. Gene Ontology annotation, cellular component: plasma membrane. Gene Ontology annotation, molecular function: GTPase activity; GDP binding; GTP binding. The coding region runs from base 455 to 1006 and encodes 183 amino acids. Gene Ontology annotation, biological process: Rap protein signal transduction; negative regulation of cell migration. The transcript has a single exon.
CGCCCAGCGGAGGCUGCGGGAGAGAGAGCGAGCGAGCGAUGGGCCGCGGAGCUGGGCGCACGUUCCGCGGGGACACAUGCCACGCGUGUCCCAGCCGGACGCUCAAUUAGCAUCCGCCUCUGCAGCCAGCCGCCACCGCCUCCCGGCCCUCUCGGGCUGCCGUGGAGGGGAGCUCCAGCGGUUGCCUUGCUCCGGCUGCGCGCAUUGUCCUCAGGGUCCUCUUGCCAGGGCUGCUGCGGGGCCCGGGACCCUCGUCCCACGGACGCACCCCCGCCACCGGUCGGCCCGGCGCGGGGCUCUGCUAGCCGAUCGGUGAGCCCGCGCACCCGGGCCGCUCUCGCCGGGGCUUUUCCUGCGGAACGGAGGAAGAGAAGUCUACCCGCCCAGCCCAGCCUUCUCCAACGCGCAGCCCCGACGGGGCCGCGGCAGGCGCGACGAGGGCGCCGACGGAGCCAUGAGAGAGUACAAAGUGGUGGUGCUGGGCUCGGGCGGUGUGGGCAAGUCCGCGCUCACUGUGCAGUUCGUGACAGGUUCCUUCAUCGAGAAGUACGACCCGACCAUCGAGGACUUCUACCGCAAGGAGAUUGAGGUGGAUUCGUCGCCGUCGGUGCUGGAGAUCCUGGACACGGCGGGCACCGAGCAGUUCGCAUCCAUGCGGGACCUGUACAUCAAGAAUGGCCAGGGUUUCAUCCUUGUCUACAGCUUGGUCAACCAGCAGAGCUUCCAGGACAUCAAACCCAUGCGGGACCAGAUCAUCCGCGUGAAGCGGUACGAGCGCGUACCUAUGAUCCUGGUGGGCAACAAGGUGGACCUGGAGGGCGAGCGCGAGGUCUCAUACGGCGAGGGCAAGGCCCUGGCCGAGGAGUGGAGCUGCCCCUUCAUGGAGACAUCCGCCAAAAACAAAGCCUCAGUGGAUGAGCUGUUCGCAGAGAUCGUUCGGCAGAUGAACUACGCGGCACAGCCCAACGGCGACGAGGGCUGCUGCUCGGCCUGCGUGAUCCUGUGAGGCGCCGGCUGCCGCCGGGCGCUGGCCAUGCUCUGUGCACAAAGCCAAACACACCCGAUUCUCUUAAUGUGAUUGUCUUCUCGCUUUGAGAUUGGAGACGACUUUGUAUUGGCCGGGAUGUCUGAGGAACCUGGCUGACUUGCGUGGCCAGCAUCCCCAGCCUUCAGCUAGGGUCCGAGGGGGUGUCGGUUCCUGACCAUCCAAGACCCUGAUGGAAAUGUGGCUUUUUUUUUUUUUUUUUUUUUUUUUUUUUUUUUUUUUUUUUUUUUUUUUUUUUUUUUUUUUUUUUUUUUUUUUUUUUUUUUUUUUUUUUGCAGCGUGUACGUUCCUCAUUGAUUUCGGUUCAUGCAUAAUUUUUCCCGUUUCAGUAGCCAUCAAGGCGCAGUAUUGGCUGCUUGACACCGGCAAGCAAAAGUUUCAAGCCUGAAAAAGAAAAUGGGGGUGGGGAGGUGGAGGAAGUGGAGGGGGAAGAAGGAGGCGGUGGGGGAGGGUUCCCCCAACCAACUGUUCAUAGUUCCAAGUUCUAAACACAAGGAAGGAGGUCUGAGAAAAGCAUAUGAAGGAGCCAGAGGAGGGAAAGAAACAUGAUUUUUUUUCCCCCUUGUUUUCCAGGAUUAUUUGGAAAUUAAGACCAGGGGUUCCUUUUCUGCCAGCUUGGAAGGGCAACCCAGGGACUGAUUACGAUUCUGAGGAUGUCUAUGCAAAGUUGGGUUCUUGUUACAGUGUAUCCCAUCUGAAGUAUUGCACAUGUGAACUGGGACUGUUAACACUGACGCCAAUACAGUGUGGGGUGCCAGGAAGUGUCUGCUGAUAUUUGUGGGGGGAAAAAAAUCUAUUUUGAUUACCUACUGUAUCAAAGGGGAGUCUGGGGGAGAAUGGUAGUAUUUUUUUUUAAUCAGCUGUGAAAAAAUGUUAAAAGAUCUGCACAUUUUUGUGUGUGCUAUUAUGUGUGUGUGUGCUGUUGUGUGUGUGUGCUAUUGUGUGUGUGUGUAAGUAUAGCUUUUUGUGUGCGUGUGUGGUUGGCAGUGACAGAUUUUUGCUGACUAGCUUUUAAAAAUACAAUACAAAGACUUCGUAAAUGUGAUUCAGGGCCCCCAGCACCCCUGUGUCUGCAGAGUGCCUUCAAACUCAGCUGUUCCAGCCGGUGCCAACCUGUGAAUUCCCACCAUAUCCCAGAAUCUGCUGUUCUGCUGCCCCCCAAACCACUUUAAGUAUCUUCCUGAAAGAGCCAGGACAAAUGGGGCCUGUUAGUCCAUCAAUUGCUUCAUUAAUUUUUAGCUUUCUUAAUGUUAAGGUCAUGUCUCAAGUGUUUUUCUCCCUUUCUUCAUUUUGCUCAGAUUUCAGGUUUUAGCUCCCUUUUCUGUUGCAUUUGGAGUGUCUCUUUGUCAUUUGUCUAAGGUUGUCCUCCAGACGCUAAGAGCAGAAUUUUAUUGUGAUGUACCGAGAGAAUUGUAACAAAUUGUAACUUUUAAUUCCACUCAUUUGGUCAUUGUCUCUUCCUUUUAAAACUUUUAAUACAAAUGUCAUUUUUAAAGAAACCCCAAACUAUUUGUGUUUUUGUGUUUUCAUAUUCAGUGAUGUACAGUAUCCAUGGUAACAGUGUCAGGUGGAGGUGGACCUGGCCCGCCCAGAGUUAUUUGUCGAAUUUUUAAGAUAGAAUUAUUUCAGUGACAAACUGGAUGACAAUGUUUCCAAGUUUUUAUUUCAAAGUGGAGAAAAAUUAUCAGGGUCUAGACAUACCAUCCGACUCCCCAGAGGAGGAAGUGUAUUGAGUCUGUUCUGCUGACAAUGAGCCAUGAACUUCACUGUUAGAGCAAAGGAGAGAAGCGGACUGCUAACACCCUCUUCGGUCUGGGAAAGUUACAUCCAUCCAGGCGAAUAGGGGAUAGCUUUUUAUUUGUCCUGGUUUUGUUUUGUCUGUUUAUGUCACGCCUCCAUCAGAAGUGUUCUUGAUUUGGUUCUCACACACAGUGUCUCAGCAGUCUUUGGAAUGUGCUAGGCUGGCUGUUAUCUCAGUCCUUCAAAGAUUUCAUUUGGAGCCAAAUCAUUAGGUUCAAAACAAAACAAAAAGUAAUAAACCAUGUAAAGAGGAUUCUUUGGCUCUCUUUAGUUUGUGGAUCAUAUUUGACCACAAGCGUUGUUUCUUUUAACAAGUAGGAGGCAAAGCGCGAGGAGGAGGCCAUGUGCGUUGUUACUUUUUCUGUGUAUUUUCCUUGGGCUCUCUAGUACAAUAAUCUUAUCUGUAAGAGAUGAUAAUGUAGGUUCCUAAGGCAAAGCUGAAGCCUGCAGAGUAUUAACCGAGGAAUUUACUCUUUGAGGAAGCUAAAAGAGAUCACAGGUUUCUUUAAAGUGAUAUCAAUAUCUCUUGCCUUAAUUUUUUUUUUUUUUUUUUUUUUUUUUUGCGGGGGAGGGAGUGAUUUCAUCCAGGUUGCAUUUCACUAUUCCUGUGGGGAGGGAGAACAGUUUGGCCUGUCUUGGCCUUUUAUUUAUUUUCCAACUCUGACCUCAUGCCUCCAUGAGUAUCAAACACAUUUGUUUCUACAUCUAAACAUUGGGACUACUCAAAAUCAUGUUUUUGCAAGAAUGCAUCCUUCCAUUUGAAUAAUUGUGGUUGCUUAAGUCGAUUGAAGUUGAUGCACAGCCUGAGGAUGUUCAAGCCCUGUUGGAAGGGUUGUGGGGUUUGUUUUUUUGUGUGUGUGUGUGUUUUUUUUUAAAUGUGUUUGGUGGCCCUCUUUUGUCAUUAUUUGGAAGGCUUAAACUUUGCCAAGUAUAUGGCUCAUAGGAAAUGCGCGUACUCCUUACAGAAAAUAUUUGAAGGUGGAUGGUGAAAUAGAUUGUUGGUGCACCAAUCACCUCCACAGAGGGUUUUGUGGAGGUCAAAAAACAGGACAGGUUUUCGUUGUUUUUUUUUUUUUUAAUAAAAUAAAACCAUGUUUCUACUAAGUACUGUAAAAUAAAUGCUUUUGGAUUGUAAAAUUAAAGCUGCUGCAGGAAAAUGAA